Molecule: messenger RNA, 3319 nt
Organism: Diachasma alloeum
Lineage: Eukaryota; Metazoa; Arthropoda; Insecta; Hymenoptera; Braconidae
Gene: Ttc7
Product: tetratricopeptide repeat protein 7B
Biological process (GO): phosphatidylinositol phosphate biosynthetic process; protein localization to plasma membrane
Cellular component (GO): plasma membrane
Molecular function (GO): protein binding
Source: RefSeq, a predicted model, not a curated record
AGUUAUUUUAUCGGCCGUUGAAUCAACAGCAACCCAGGGUUUACGAUUGACAUUAGCCAGACAGUUAGCAGAGGUUAUAUUGCGUAAUAUGAGCGAGGCUGAGUAUAAAAGUCCUGACGCACCACCUGAUACGUUUGGAACUGGACCUGUUAAUAGAAGACUAACUAAUUAUGCGAUUAACAAUGGUGUCUCUGAGUCACCUUGGAAGCCAAAAAAAUAUAAUGGACCCAAUUUGUUCGUGCCUCGCAAUGAGAAUGAGGAGAUUAUUCUUUUGUUAUUGAUUAGUGAGGCGAUGGCUGUCAGGGAGACUGUGCUGAGUCAAUCCCCUGAGUUCAAAGAGGCGAGAUUAAGGGCCCUUGAGAAUGCUACCGCUGUUUAUGAUCUCAUGACAGUUGUUGUUGUACGAUGGAGUCAAGUAGAAUUGUUAUAUGAGUCAUUUGAGAGAGCGAUGAAAUUCUCCCAUGAGGAAGUUCAUGUUUGGACUCAAUAUGCAUUAUGCUCAAUUCAUCUUGGGAGGUACACUCAUGCUUAUUCAGUUCUCCGAAUUGUUGCCAAACUCUCUCCCCAGAAAGUUAUGCCCUGUCUCUUAGCUGCAAGAUUAUGCUACGAACACCUCAACAGGAUAAAGGAUGGCAUUGAAUGGUCCCAGAAAGCCCUUCAACGUGAGACCUCGAAUCCCCAGGGUUUGCAGUCACGCUGUCACUUAUACAUCGGUAUUGGGCACAGCAUAAUAUCUGGAAUUACAACGAUUAAACAAGAUAAAGUGCACCACACCACAUUAGCACUGGAAUGCUUCCACAAAGCUCAACAGUAUGAUCCAAAUGAUCACUUAACGGAGUACUAUCUGGCCCACGAGUACGCAAUCAAUAGGCAAAUAAACGAAGCAAUGGUGCACGUUAAAAUUUCUCUUAAUUUACGAGCUGAACAUAUACCAUCACUGCAUCUAUUAGCAUUAUUGCUCUCAGCCCAUAAACAAUACGCGGAUGCUCUGCAUCUUAUCAACAGUGUCCUUGAGGAAUAUCCAGAUAAUCUGAAUUUUCUUUACGUAAAAGCGCACCUUGAAUUGCACAGUGUGGGUGGUGAGGAGGCGCUUUUCACUAUUAAACACAUGCUGCAUCUAUGGAGAACACUGUACGAGGAUCAAACAAAUAUCGAUUGCAAUGAGCAGCAAAGUGAGAGGAGGAGCGAGACCAGGAGUGUAUUUCAAUUGUACACAUCGGAAUUGAGUGACAAGGAUUCAAGUUCAUUACAUGCUCAAUCACUAGCUGCGUCGAGAAUUGAACAAGCAUUAUCAGAAGUCGCUUCAUCGUUAUCAUCUUUCACCCCAAAACCCGGACCUCAACAUGCUUGGCUACUACAAUUACAGAUUUGGCUCCUUCUAACUGAGGUUUUCCUCGUCCUAGAUCGUCCAGAAGGUGCCACCCUAUCUCUCCAAGAAGCCACCAAUAUUUAUCCCCUCAGUCACGAUAUAAUGUACACGAAGGGACUUUUACAUGAAUACAAAGCUGAGUAUGCUGAAGCGAAGCAGUGCUAUCAGAAUGCUGUGUCGAUUAAUCCCUCUCAUAUAAAGAGUCUUCAACAUUUGGGAUUGGUUUACCAUUAUUUGGGAUGUCAGAGACUUGCGGAAAAAACCCUACGUGACGCAGCGAAAAUUGACCCAAAUUCCCAUCAAAUUUGGUAUAAUCUUGGUAAAGUAUUGGAAUCACUUGGGGAGAUGGAGACUGCCAAUGACUGUAUGGCAACUGCCCUGGAGGUGGAAAAUACGAAUCCAAUUUUACCGAUUAUGUCCAUUCCAGUGACUUUCGAGUAAAGGAGAGAGAAGGGCAAGUGUGAAGUACUAGGUGCCCUGUUUUGUUUGAUUGUUGUCAGAGACAAUAGGCGAGGGGAAAAUAUCAAAAGAUAUUCCUCGUAGAUAAUGAAAUUCUGUAUAAAAAAGAUUUCCUGUCAUUUUUUCUAGAUCCAUUAAUUUGCAAGAUAUUGGCUAAAUCAUUUACCUAUAAUUACAAAUUGGAAAAUUUAAUGUACCGCUUUUGUAAAUUUCUGUGAAACUACUAAGGUUGUUCGACGUCAAAAAAUUAUUUUUGCAGAUCUUGGAAUGCUUUAUAUAAAAAAUCUCCUAACAUUUGCAACUGAACCCAUUAGUUCGUAAGCCAUCGGUAGAAUAAUCCGUUUGCUACGGGAAACAGGUUGCAAAAUUUCAUACCGAGUUUUCCGUCAACAUUUCGAAAACUAUAUUGCGCUCAGAGGAAAAUGUCAGAACAUCACUUUUGUGCACCUUUAAAUUAUCUGUACAAAAAAAGUUAUGUUAACGUUCUCUUUUAAACGGACCGUCAGUGGCCCGGUUAUGGAACUGGUACCGGUUCUGAAAUCAACGUUACAUUUAGCCGAAAAUCCCUGUGACCCUAUAUAUUCACUGCGAUGAACAAACUUGAAUUGAAACUAUGGACUAUAUAGUUUCUCUGAAGUCAAAAACAUCCACUCAACACAACUUCUAAGUUAUUGAAGACAAUACGGUUCCAUAACUGGGCCCCGUUUCCUAAGGGUUCCAUGACUCUGAUGGUAUUGCGUAAAUAUUUCGAAAACUACUGGAUUUAGAGUAAAAUAUUACAAAAUCUGAUUGACAGAUUAUAAAACUUUCUACGAAAAAUGUUUUUUUGACAUUUUUCUUCAAAUACAUUCGUUUCAGAGAUAUUUGCAGAAUAGAAUUUGUGUGCAAUAAAACGAGCAUGAUAAAUUUUAUACUAACCAUUCUGCAAAUAUCUGUAAACCUUUUGGAUUUAGAGAAAAAUAUCAAACAGUUCUUUGACAGAUCCCCUAAACCCAUCAGUUCUCGAGAUAUUCACAACCUAAUUUACACCCCCUGAAAAACGAAACCUAUCUUCUCUCUUUCGACUUCGACUGAAACCCAAUGUUUCUCUCAUCCAUAUUAAUCCUUGGAGAGAGAAUGUAAAUUUUAGUGAGGAUGGAAGAUGAAUUUGGUGCCUAAACAUCAAAUUAUUUUGAAAUGGCGCUCCCAUGCCGGCAUAGGAGUAAAUGCUCCCUCAUUCACCCUCCCCUCAAUGUCAACAUAGUUACUGAAUUGUUACUAAAUGUAUAUUUGAUGAUCAUGAUGAUUUAGCAAAAACGACGAAUAUUUAUUGUGCCAGUAGACCUACUUGUUCAUGCAGUGUUCCAAACGUAAACAAAAUUACUAAUCAAUAACUGAUGGAAAGAAAACGUUGAUGAAUAUUUUAAGAAAAUACAUCUGUAUGAAAUAGAUCUAUUCUAUAUUAAAAAAAUGGUGUAAAGAGUUUAAUAAAAAGUUAUCAAUUGGAAUGAA